This is a messenger RNA of Sorghum bicolor (sorghum), 1301 nucleotides long. RefSeq lists its product as uncharacterized. The record is from RefSeq and is a predicted model, not a curated record. The transcript has 6 exons. Bases 294 to 827 code for a protein of 177 amino acids. NCBI's taxonomy places the organism in Eukaryota, Viridiplantae, Streptophyta, Magnoliopsida, Poales, Poaceae.
UACUGCAGUCUCCAAACCCUAUCUCUUCACUCGCUCCCUCUACCUUCCCAGCCGCCGCCGCCGCCUCCAUUCGCGAAGGGGAAAAAACACUCGUCGCGCCUAGCCUAGUCCCACGGUCACCUGAACCACCACUGCUGUCAUAAUCCACCACCGCCACCAAGCUCUGUCGUAGCCACCCAACACUCUCUCAUGAUCUUGGCGUCCCGCCCUCUGCCAUUCCUGGAUCCCGCUCCCUGCAGCUAGCGGCACAUCGUGGCUGCAGUUUGCUGCUUUGCAGCCGCCGGUGCCACGCAAUGGUUCAGUGCAUCCGGUGGCGCUUUGUGGGACAUGUCCUCCCCAUCUCGGAUCCAGCACGUCCUCCUCCCCCUCUUGGAUCCAGCACGUCCGUCCUUCUGGGAUGCGUAUUCCCCAUCGACGACCUGACCUUGUGUGGAUGUGGAUUCAUUAGCUGUUGCCCCUCACCAAAUGCCUUCAUCCUGCCCUUCUCUGGAUCCAUUAUCCCCGCUGAUGAGGUAGCAGUGUGUGCUAGGGUUUGCCCCAAGAUGGGGAAGGCGAAGAGCAAGGACUGCAAGUUCGUGGGGGCUGCAGAUUUUUUUCGGCUUUGUUCUUCAGCUACAACACUGCAGGUGAGGCUUUCAUUCGCGCCAGCACCUGCUGAACCUGCAGCUGGAUCAUUCUCAAGGUCCUAUGCUGAGCAGACAAUGUCCACUGCACAACGAGGGGAUAGGUCUUCUGCCAGUAAGCCAUGGGAGAUGCAGCAGUACUUGCAACAGAGGCCUGGUUAUGGAUCCAACUCCCAAUUGAGUGAUGAUGGAUCAGAUGCCUAGGACAGCAGUAAGUGCAUCAGAUGCUGUGACUGAGGUUCCUGUUAAUGGUGCUACGACAAGUGAUGCUGGACAGAGCGAGAUCGAAGAACAAUCAGUGGCCAUCUACGUGAAACCAAGACAAGCCAAAAACUGGGAAGCAAUCUAUAAGAGAGAUUCAGGAUUUCUGGUACAUCUGGAGUUUGUCAUAUAUUUCUGAAUAACAUCUUGUAUCAGAACAACGGGACAACCGUGCAAGAUGGAUACCUGUAAUAAUUCAAUUAGUAGCAUAUAGUUUCUGUAUUUAAAUUAAUGCUACUCUUACACGGGAGAACAUAUCAAUAAUAUUUCUAUAGUUGUUCAAUUGUGGUCUGAGGGUGCUUAAAAAGUGUGCUUGUGAAUUGUUGACCUGUAACACAUAACAAUUGUGUUGUAGAGGUUUAAACCACACAAUAUUUGUACAUUGACAAAAGUUAAUUUGAGAUUCCUUAUGUACUA